This is a messenger RNA of Schizosaccharomyces japonicus yFS275, 4863 nucleotides long. Its product is annotated as phosphatidate cytidylyltransferase. Gene Ontology annotation, molecular function: phosphatidate cytidylyltransferase activity; transferase activity, transferring phosphorus-containing groups. The transcript has 4 exons. The record is from RefSeq and is a predicted model, not a curated record. Gene Ontology annotation, biological process: phosphatidylinositol metabolic process; CDP-diacylglycerol biosynthetic process; phosphatidylserine metabolic process. Bases 1173 to 2495 code for a protein of 440 amino acids. Gene Ontology annotation, cellular component: Golgi to plasma membrane transport vesicle; endoplasmic reticulum; membrane. NCBI's taxonomy places the organism in Eukaryota, Fungi, Ascomycota, Schizosaccharomycetes, Schizosaccharomycetales, Schizosaccharomycetaceae.
UUUUAAUGGUAGUACGCAGUUACAAAUGAAAUUGUUCUAUAAACGCGAUAUAAGCCGAUCUUAUGUAUUUUUUAUUUUACUUCGCAAGAACCCUUGAGACAAGACAGAAAGCGAAAGAGAUGUAAUGUUUCAACCGUCUCAAUGGAUUCAGAAAGCAUUUGUGCUGUUUUGGGGUUUAUAAAAGUCAUUUAUGUGGAUUUGAUCCCAUACUUGUAUGUUUUUUUGUCAACAUCCCUCUUUGUUCAAUGGACAAAACAAAGAGAUCGUUGAGGACAGAAGAGCCGUCUAAAAAAACAUUUAAAAGGAAGAUCUGUGCGCUACUUUCGAGAUGAAAAGCAGCAGUGUAUAUUGAUGGUCGCCGUAUAUUCGGUGGACUUUUUUUUUUAGUCUUAAAACCAGUCAAUUGAUAGAACUAGUAGAGAAAGAAACGAAUGACAAUUACUUGACUGAAUUAUUUGGACAUAGUAAGUAGCUGGUAUUAUAAGAAUUUCAAAAGAUGCUGUUAGGAUUUGAAAAGCCGGAUUUAAGAACGUGGUUCAUACAUAAUUCUGAGCGCAACUAGGGAGGGAAUUUACAAAUACAAAGCAAAUUCUUCUUUUUCCGUAUUUUCCCUCCUUCAUGCCUAUCCCAUACCUUCUCUCCCUCUUUCUUCUCUCGAUAUACUCUCAGUGAAUCGUUUGUGCCUAGCCUACUCUAAAGUAAGGAUCAGAAACCGGAGAUCGAACCCUAACUCAGAUUCUCAUUUAAUUCAAGAUGUUCCGAACGACGGCGAGGGAUAUAAGCUAGUUUGCACUGUUUUGCACACACUGUUUCGUUUAUGGUAUGUUUAUUAGUAAAUGUGUUAAAAAUCACUCCAUGCAAGCCUUCGAUAAAAUCAAGACACAAAACCCUCUAAUUGUAAAAUCAACCCACAGCUACAUAUAUACUCAGCUUUCGUUUAUUCGGUAACGCUUUCGCCGCCCAAUUUUGUUUGGCGAAUAUCCUGUCAGUUUUGGUUGGCACACACGAGUAUACCACCACCAGGGAAUGCCAUAUCUUGUCAGGAACAAACCCUCACCGUUCCGGCAGCAAAUUUGAAGAGGACCGUUUCCCUUAAACAUCGCAUAUUAGCUUUUCCAGAGCACCUGUAGAUACGUUUUGAAACUUCUCUGAACGUUUUAGACCUAAACGUUAUGUCGAAGAAAAGAACGAGAAAACAGGUCCGCCCAGAGGUUGAAAGGACCGCGAACGAAAACGAAGGUCUGGUUUCUUCAUCUCUGGCCAACAGAAAAUUAGAUACUGUUAGCAAUAUGGUCGGAAAAUUGAGGGAGAAGCCAUUAAUUCACAAGCCAAGUCAGAACUUCAUUCAACGUACGGUUUGGACGGUGAUUAUGUUGGUGUUCUUCUUUAUCAUUCUUGCUAUGGGACCUUUCUGGAUACUUGUUCUCGUCACUGUACUUCAAAUCGGCGUGUACAAAGAGGUGAUUGCCAUUGCCAGCGUUCCUAGCAGAGAGAAGGAUCUUCCACUGACAAAGGUGGUGAAUUGGUGUUUUUUGAUUACCACUCUGUACUAUGCCUAUGGUGAAAGUAUCUUGAGAUACUUUCAUCAUUUGUUAAUUGUAGAUUCUUAUUUGAUGCCGUUGGCUACUCACCAUCGUUUUAUUUCUUUUAUGUUAUACACUAUCAGUUUUGUGCUCUUUGUCGCUUCGCUGAAGAAGGGUAACUACAAAUUCCAAUUCUCUCAGUUCUGUUGGACCCAUAUGACUCUUUUACUCGUUGUUGGACAGGCACAUUUCAUGAUUAAUAACAUCUUUGAAGGCCUUUUCUGGUUUUUUGUUCCUGUUUGCUACGUUGUUUGUAACGACGUUUUUGCAUACCUUUGCGGAAAGGUAUUCGGCAAACAUCCCCUUAUCCAGCUUUCUCCAAAGAAGACUGUUGAAGGUUUUGUUGGAGGAUGGGUUUGCACGGUUGUGGUGGGUUCGCUGCUCUCAUUCAUGCUCAUGCGUUCCAACUAUUUCAUUUGCCCUACUCGUGAUUUGUCUGCUACCAUUUUCAGCAACAUUGAGUGUGUUCCUAACAGCGUUUUCUUGCCCAAAACGUACAAUGUUCCUCUGAUCAUGAGUCGUCUGUUCAGAUUCCCUCGUACAUUAACAUUGGCUCCCAUCUAUUUCCAUUUAGCCGUGUUUGCCACUUUCGCAAGUCUUGUGGCCCCCUUUGGCGGCUUCUUUGCUAGUGGGUUGAAGCGUGCUUUCAAGUUAAAGGACUUCGGCGACUCCAUCCCGGGUCAUGGUGGCUUAACUGAUCGUGUGGAUUGUCAGUUGUUGAACGGAGCGUUUGUCUAUAUGUAUGUUCAAUCGUUCAUCUCAGAGAAACGUGGCAACGUUACUGAAUUGCUGGAAAUCGCCGUUACGAGUCUCACGAGUGCCGAGCAACUAGAAUUGUUUGAAGACCUGAAAGAAUACCUUAUUUCACAGGGAAAGCUAACUGUAGACGCCAUUUGUCAGGCUUGCCGUUAGUCGAGAAAAUAAAACCACUCGUUCUUCGCUAUUCCCUAAGUAUGCCUUUCACGAACUUAAUGGCUGACUGUUGUGAACGAUUACUUUUUAAUUCCAAUUAACGAAUUUUUUCUUUUAAAAAAAAGCAGCGUUCCCUCCUGCUUUGGCAGCGUGGCAUUCAUUCCCUAAAUUACUUUGUAUGUUUUGCUCACGUUACGAGGGAAAAGCUCUUCACAUCACGCUCCAUUUUCUAUGAGUCUUAAUGAAGCAUAUAGUGCAAACCAAACACAUUCUUUCGUUACUUGUUCCAUUUUCUUCCCUUCUUCAACAGUUGGACCAUUCAUCACCAUAGCGUUAUCGUGUAAACAGCUGGUGCGCCUUCGCUAUCUCACUCUGAAAUUUAACUAUUUAAGUUGGGAUAACUAGGAAAUAAAUAUGUUGUACAACCAUAGAUACCUGAGGAGCGCAUAAAGAGCAUGUCCGUCUAUAAUUCAAAUCGCUCCGCUAAAAUUCAUAUUGUAACAAGAGACUGUUCAUCAAGCUUUAUAUUAUUAUUCAUUUUUUGGUAAUGUAUUAUAUUCCGUCAACUGAGAACAUUUAAGCAAACAAGCGGAUAAUUAACAAAAAGAACAGUUACUUUUACACGAGCAGAAUUACCUGCCACACGAAUCCUGAGCAAUGUGCUGCCGUAUAUUGUCCCGUCCACGAAGAAUUCCACUUUUAAGGUUAAGAUGCCAGGUAAAGAAGGGGGGAAUCGUAGACGUUGUUUAGGACAAAACGUUUCAACGUCCAGCAAUGUCAUCUUCGUUUAUUUAGUAAUAGUGGAUCAUGAAAAAAACUCUAAAACACCUGUUAAAGCCAAGAAUGGGGCACACCGGGUAUCGAUGGAAGGAAGCCGUCGUAGGUGCAAGGCCAUGAGUAUUUCAAAAAUGCGCCAACAACACCCAAAUAGCCUUCAUGUCUUAGGAAGUAUGCGUUCAUCGUAUUCUUUGACCAAAACUUGAUGGCAUAAGUGAGUGUCUGCAUAGUCUGCACAUGGUUACGAAUAAAACUUCCUCCAAAAUAAAUGUUUUCAACAUUAUGCCUUUGAGCAUGCAAGUAAGCGAUUUGGCCGAUGUUGUUGCUCACCGCAAACAAAAGUGAUUUUGCAAUGUCUCCGGGGUGAAACUCCUCCAAGUCUUUAUGUUCACGGAAAACUUUGCCAAAAGAACUUGCAAUCAUGUUAUUCUUUAAGCCAAAGCGCUCGUAGCCGAGAUUGGCACCGUAGAUGUCACUCACAAGCAUAUCGACUGACGAAUUGUCGCCUUCUUUCGACAACUCGAGCAUCUCAUCGUAGGACUUUGCAGGAGUAAGAAGUGAUAAUAGACCCCAAAGAGUACCUCCACCUAGCGAAGAACCGCCGACACGCUCAAAGUCAGAAGGUCCGUUCACCUUAAGUAUGCUAACACCAGAGCCAAUGUUAACGAGCAUAUGUGGGUAUUUUCCUCGGCUGGGAUCUUCCUGGAACGACAAUUUGCAAGUGCUCAAGUCGAGUGUAAAUACCUCACGGGGAAUCGAGUUGAUAAAGAAGUUUAAUCCUGCAAUGAGGCACUCCAUUUCAUCUUCGCGCACAAUGUCGACCUUGAGCUCCCUCCGCAUUUGUUCAUAAAACUUGUAUGCACCGCCACCCGUAGCAAUGACAGUAAUGCGAGCGUUGCACGCGUGAGGCCUGAACUGCCUUUCCAAGUUGAUCAAGUUCGCCAUAAACUUGAUACACUCAUCAAUCUUAGCCGUCUCGAAUUUGACAAAACACAACCGGCCACCGACCAUGUUAACGACAGCCGGCGAAGAGAUAUCGCUCGACGAUGAUGAGGGAGAGCUGGAGAUGCGGACAUAGUACAUAACUUUAGCUAGGGAGCCGCCAAUCUUUAUAAAAGUCAGCAGGACACAAUCUAAGAAAGGCAAAAGGAAGAGAAGGAACAUACAUCGACUGCAAUGUGAGCAACAUGAGACUUAUUAUUUGGAAGCAUGAUGUCUCUGUUGUCUGGAGACGUUCCCUCCACAAUUCGAGCCCCUAUAAAGCGUCAGCUUCCUUCGAAAAAAAAAGAGCAUUAAGAACAGUUAUUCCAAGAAAAGUUCCCACGAAACUGAGUAAGCAGAAGACGUCAAAACGGAUUAAUUAACCACCCUCCGGAUUACUGUUCGAUAACAAUUCCUUGUUUGCGGCAGUACAUACCUUCCAGGUUCAGACAAACUGGAGGAACUUCCGCGAGCUGUUGCUCGACAGAUUUCAUCGCAUCUUGUUUUUCCUGAGACAUCUGAUUUAGUGGUUUUGUAAAGUCUUCUAUGUUUAUGUCACUGUAUCUCCGUUCAGUCAUCGCAAUAAGAGUCAAUAUAUCUUGUAGUAAGU